UUCAAGAGUCCAUUGUUGGGAUGGCUGAGGUCCUUCACAAUCUUCCUGGCUCUGGUCCUGCACCGCGUGCUGUAGAUGUCUUGCAGGUCAGGGAGCUCGAUGCGGAUGGUACAUUCAGCUGAACUCGGAGCUGUUUCCAAACCAGGAAGUGAUGCUACCAGUCAGGACGCUCUCAAUGGUGCAGGUGUAGAAAGUCUUUAGCACCUGAGAGAGUAGUUCAAAGUCCCUUAAGCGUCUCAGAUGGUACAGACGCUGCCGGGCUUCUUUACCAAUGGUGAUGAUGUGACAGGUCCAAGACAGGUCCUGUGUGAUGUGAACAACUAGGUACCAGAAACUGUCCACUCUCUCCACUGGGGUCCUGUUGAUGUUUAGCAGUUGGUAUGACCUGCUUCGUGCUGAAGUCCACGAUCAGCUCCUUAGUCUUAGAUUGUUCUUCUGGCACCAUCUCUCCAGGUUUUUAUUCUCCUGUAUGUAGGCUGUCUCGUCAUUGUUGGAGAUGAGGCUCACCACAACAGUGUCGUCAGCAAACGAUGAUGGUGGAGUUGGAAGUGGCCAUCAGUCAUAUGUGUAAGAUCCAUUGACAUAGCGGCAGGCUGAGUCCCAGGACCCUUAACUUAGAGGUGGAAAUUAGGGAACUAUGGUGUUGAACGCUGAACUGUAGUCCACAAAUAGCAUUUUUGCAACUACGGUUUGUGGUUGGGAAACGUUCUGAUGGUGACUUCUGUACCAUAUCAUCCGCUAAUUUCCAGAUCAAUCCCACAACCGCUUCCGUAAACAAGUUGACAUUGUAAGAGCUGCGUCUGAACAUGUCCCAGUCUGCGUCAUCCAGAGUGUCCUGUAGAGCGGCCAUCGAUUGGUUAGUCCAGCGCGCAACCUCCCUCUGAACCGGAGCUUCCUGUUUCAGCCUUUGUUUGUGAACAGGCAUGAGGAAGAUGGUGGCAUGGUCCGAUUUCCCAAACGGUGGAUGUGAUUGUGCCUUGUAGCUGUUCUUGAACGGUGUGUAGCAGUGGUCCAGUGUCCUAUAGCCCCCUGGUGGGGCAGGUGAUGUGGGGCAGCUGAUGAAAGUUCGGUAGUGCGCGCUUGAGGUUGGCACUGUUAAAAUCUCCCACCACAAUGAGCGCAGCGUCCCGAUGCUGUGUUUUGUAAAGUGUUAUUGUCUCAUGUAAAUCCCAUACUGCAGUGUCCAUGUCUGCUUGAGAUGGAAUAUAAACGGCACUGACUAUGACCGAGCUGAAUUCCCAAGGUAGAUAAAAGGGCCGACAUUUGAUGGUCACUAGUUCCUAGUGUUGCACCAGUGGUUGUUCACCAUCAGACACACUUCACCUCCUCUUGACUUCCCCGACUCCAAUGUUCUGUCCAGGCGGUGCACCAAGAAAAUCUUGGCCGGCUGGACUGCGUGGUCCGGUACUGCUGGGUUCAGCCAUGUCUCGUUGAAGCAGAGAAGGUUGCGGUCCCGAAUGUCCCUCUGGAUCUUGACCCUUGCCCUGAGGUCAUUGAGCUUGUUUUCCAGAGACUGGAUGUUGGCUAACAGGAUACUAGUUAAGGGAGCGCGGUGUGUGCGUGCUCUCAACCUGUUCCUGACUCUGACUCGUUUCCCUCAUGGACGCCGGUACGGGUCGCAUCCUUUGUUCUUCCUCAGAAUCUCACACGACCAGCAUGGGUCCGGAUUUGAAAACCGCGAAAAACGGCAGGGAGACGGGCGCUGGUGGCUGCAGCAGGUCGGCUUGUGAUGGACGUGAUGCAGAUGGAUUGGGAGCCUCUUUCUCACUGUGAGUUAGAGCAGCGUCUGGACCAGGCCGUGGAGGAAAUGCUGGAGGCAGAGAUGCUGUCUAGUGUGCAGGGACGUGGACAUGGACAGAGCGUGUUCAUGCAGCUCUCUGAGCAGGAUGAGACGAUCCCACACACAGCAACACACACCGUGACCUCUCACAAUCUAUCAGCCUCGUUCCUCCAGCAGGCAGAGGCAGAACCUGCUUCAGAGAACCACCAGCAUGUCAUUGAGAUAGAGGAGAAUCCCACAGUCAAGUAUAUUACGUCCCUUCUACAGAAGCUGAAAUGGAGUCAGAGUGUGAGGCGUUUGACGGGGAGAGCUCACCUUUCUUUGUCCCACACCGUGUUCCUGUCCCUCAAACUGCUCUCCACUCGCCUCAGCUAUCGCUCCGUCUCCUCCAUCUUCCACCUGGAGAAAGGGAAUGUCCACCGCAUAUUCUUUUCCUUUUGCCACAGAGUCAACACACUGCAGGAUCAGAUCAUCUGCUGGCCCUCCGGUCAGGAGAUAUCAGACCUCCUGCUUCCCUUCUCCAGCUGGCUGGGUCAGGAUGAGAAUCUCGAGCAGAAGCGUCUCCCCAAAGUGCUAGGUGUGUUGGGCUACACCCGCAUCCCGAUGCGCCUUCCUGCCUGGAAACAGGACUCACAGAGCAACUCUCCACACACCAAGCAGCCCAGGAACAAUCCUCACCCGGACUCGUGUUUAAACCUGGAGCUGGUGUGCGACGCUGAGGGCCGUUUCAUCCACUGCAACAUCAGCCGAGGCUCUCAGAGGAACCGGGGUGACAUUCUGAGUCAGAGAUUAGCACAGAACCCGGAGCUCCUUCCUCCCGGGACCUGCCUGGUAGCCGGAGUGGGGUAUCCCCUCACACGCCAUAUCCUCACCCCGUUCCAUCCUGCGCAGAACCCACAGGAGAACCUUUACAACGAAGUGCUGGAGACGCACCUGAGGAGGCUGGAGCAGGCUGUGAGGAAGCUGAAGGAGCGCUUCGGGAGAUUGCGCUGUCUGGACGUGGGGAAGAGCGAGAGGGGUGAAGCCAUGGUGCUGACCAGCUGCAUACUGCACAAUGCACUGCUCCAUUCAAAUGACCCCAUCCAGGGAUACCACACUGGGGUAAACGAAGAGGAGGAGGAGGAGGAGGGACCAAAGAUGAAGCAGGAGUCAAACUGAGAGAAACAGUCGCUAAUCUGCUGUACAGCACUCUGGAGUCAAAGGUGGGGAUGGAGGCGGAGUCAGGGGUGGGGAUGGAGGCGGAGUCAGGGGUGGAGAUGGAGGCGGAGUCAGGGGUGGAGUAACGUUAGUUCCUGCGAAGGAUCAUUGAGUGUUUAAAGGCUCUGGCAUGGAGAAGCUGCUGUUGGAUCUGUGAUGAUCUCAGAUGUUGAGCUAUUUUAUGAGUUGCUCAGUAGCUCCUAGUGUUAUAAUCUCCUCCU
This is a messenger RNA of Silurus meridionalis, 3198 nucleotides long. RefSeq lists its product as uncharacterized. Bases 1730 to 2938 code for a protein of 402 amino acids. Lineage: Eukaryota; Metazoa; Chordata; Actinopteri; Siluriformes; Siluridae. The transcript has 4 exons. The record is from RefSeq and is a predicted model, not a curated record.